Oncorhynchus keta (chum salmon) is the source of this 3391-nucleotide messenger RNA. RefSeq lists its product as uncharacterized. The transcript has a single exon. The record is from RefSeq and is a predicted model, not a curated record. The coding region runs from base 590 to 2470 and encodes 626 amino acids. Gene Ontology annotation, molecular function: protein binding; GTP binding. NCBI's taxonomy places the organism in Eukaryota, Metazoa, Chordata, Actinopteri, Salmoniformes, Salmonidae.
AACUGAUACCUUACAACCCCAACGCAGCCGGGAAGACUGCAGCAGAAAAGUGGUUUCGCUCGGGGGAGGUAAUGACCCUAACCAGACAAACCAUAAAUCUGUUCCUAGACUUCAAAGAGUCAAAUGAAAGCAGAGAAAAUCUUGCAUUCUGCAUUGCAUCAAUUCCAAACAAACUCCUCACCGCAUCCUCCAUCCAUGUCUAUGAAAGAGGGACACUUUUGAAUCAACAGUUUGAGCUGCCAUCAAAGCCAGGUGUUCCCACCAUCAAGAGUCUGGAGCAUGACUGUGUCCACUUGCAAGUCAACCCUCCCAACCUUGGUGUUACCUCUGUGGAGUCGUACCAGGCUGAGCAGGCUGACUCUGAGUGGACCGAGGUCAAAUCUGAUCCUACAACUAACCAGGUCACCAUCAGUCGUUUGCACCCAUACAAAAAGUACCGCUUUAGCUGCAAGGCAGUGUGUAGACCUGGUGUGAGCCUCUCCAGUGACUGGACAGAAUACGUCAGGACCCGCCCAUGUAGCCCCCUGGACCACUCGCAGAGAAGAGGAUAGAAUCAGGAAGUAUCAGAGUGAACUGGGACAUUCCUACCAUGGCGGGAGAUGAUGUUGAAGUCAUUGGUUAUGUUGUAGAAUAUAGAAAAAGUGUAAAGGCUAUAGACAUUCAGAUGUGGCACACCAUCAAAGCCGCCACUAGAGAGGGUACACUGGAAGGACUAGAGGCUGACACUGCAUACAGCAUCAGAGUCUCUGCUAACUGUGGCGAAGCAGGGAAUAGUCUACCCAGUCCUGAGACUGUGCUGACUACCCUUAGGGUCUCUGAUCCCCAACCGACGACAAGCAAAUCACCCGGAGCAAAAAGUGAGGAAUUUCUAAAAAAUUCCCAGAAGGUGGAAAAGGGCAACCCCUCAAUCCACUGGCUGAAUCUGGAACAGAAGUUGGGUGUAAGGGACAGUUUUGAACAGCACACAUUUGGGAAGAAAGUUGAGCAAGGGAAUAACAAGGUGAUAUUGCUUCUGGGGGCCACAGGUUCAGGAAAAACUACUCUGGUCAAUGUCAUGAUAAACUACAUCCUCGGGGUAAAGUGGGAAGAUUGUUACCGCUUUAAGCUCAUCCAUGAGGUGACCAACAGGUCCCAGGCUGAGAGCCAGACUGUGGUUGUGACAUCAUACGAGGUCUACAACCAGCCAGGCUUUCAGAUUCCUUAUUCUCUGACCGUCAUUGACACACCAGGGUUCGGAGACACCAGAGGAAUGGCUCAAGAUAAAUUGAUCAUCCUUAAAGUGAAGGAUUUCUUGUGUAACCCUUUAGGGAUUAAUCACAUUGAUGCAGUCUGCUUUGUAGUGCAGGCACCACUUGUUCGUCUCAGUCCUUCCCAGAGAUACAUCUUUGAUUCCAUCCUGUCCAUCCUUGGAAAGGAUGUUGCUGAAAACAUCCUGAUGCUUGUGACAUUUGUUGAUGGGAAGCAGAUACCGGUACUAGAGGCCAUCAAAGCUGCAAAUCUGCCCUGUAAGAAAGACAAGAAGGGGCUACCAACCCAUUUCAAGUUCAACAAUUCAUUUCUGUUCUUAAAGGAGACGGCGAGCAGCUCUGAAGAGGAUGAUUCUGAUGAUGAUCAUAAGGCCCAGUGUCCAGAGCAAUGGAGGUCAACUUUCAAGGAGAUGAAGAAAUUUUUCCAAGCACUGGAAAGCAUUGAGAGUAAAGAUCUGACCAUGACAAAGAAAGUUCUGGAAGAACGUGAGCUUCUGGAGAAGACCAUGACACGCCUGACCCCUCAUAUCACAGCAGGUCUGUCAAAGCUAAGUGAGAUCAAAAGCUUCAAACAGUGUCUGGAGAACGAGGAUGAGAACAUGAAACAGAACCAACAUUUUGAGACUGAGAUAAAUGUGCUGCAGGUGAAGAGAAGCAGAUUAGCCCAGGACUUUGCAACAAACUGCCAGAUAUGCAAUUUCACAUGUCACACCUGCUGUUUCCUUCCAAUGGAGGAUGACAUCAACAGUUGUGCUGUGAUGGAUGAUGAUGGUAACUGCACCAUAUGUCCAGGAAAAUGCACUUCCACUGACCACGACAGGGAACAAGUCUUAUUGACAUAUGAAACAAAGACUGAGAAAAAGACUAUUCAAGAACUGAAGGACAACUUCAUGAAGGCGUGGGACAAGUCUAUGGAAACCAAGGAGAUGCUGGAUAAGCUUGAGGAUGAGUUUCACAUGAUCCAGGACACGCUGAAGAAUUUGAUCAAGCAGUCUUCUGACUGUCUCAAGAGACUUAAUGAUGUUGCUCUGAAGCCAAGCUCUCUCUCCACUGCGGAGUACAUUGAGAUAAUCAUUCACACAGAGGAGCAGGAACGCAAGCCAGGCUUUGAGGAUCGGAUCGCAGAGUUGAAGAAAAUGAAGAAAGAGUCUGAGAUUCUAGACGAUAUUGUCAAAGGAGAAGAUGUACUCCCAAAUGAGCAAACAUUCCUGAAGGAAAAAUAGGAUGGAUAGAUGGCAGGGGGUUCCAACAUAAGUCAGUCAUGGAAUGUUGUCCUGCUAACGUUAUCUGGAAACAUUUACAUUACAUUUUACAUUUAAGUCAUUUAGCAGACGCUCUUAUCCAGAGCGACUUACAAAUUGGUGCAUACACCUUAUGACAUCCAGUGGAACAGACACUUUACAAUAGUGCAUCUAAAUCUUAAAGGGGGGUGAGAAGGAUUACUUAUCCUAUCCUAGGUAUUCCUUAAAGAGGUGGGGUUUCAGGUGUCUCCGGAAGGUGGUGAUUGACUCCGCUGUCCUGGCGUCGUGAGGGAGUUUGUUCCACCAUUGGGGGCCAGAGCAGCGAAAACAACAUUUUGUCUCCAUUUGUACAUUAAGCUUUCCAACGUUGUAGGAACAUUUGCAUUUACUGAGUAGUGCCAACUGAGAUGUGGGGUUCAUUGGAUUUGUAUUAAAACUCUUAGCCCCGUGUAAAGCCAAUGUCAGAGAUGUAACUGCGUCAAAUCGCUGAGUGGCUGUUCUUGUGGUCAUUAUCACAAAGCCACUCCCAUACUACCCAUGUUAGAAGUUCAGAAGGAGAAAGUGUUGACUAUAUAGGAAUAAUGACACAUUGAACAUCAUUAAAUGAAAGCAUGUGUAUUACAACACACAUUCCAAUAUUCAUACUUGUCAAGCAGAUUCAUGAGAUUUCUGCUAAUGUGACUCUGUGUAUCGAAUGGCAAUGUCCGCACUAGCGAUAGGUAUAAUACCUGGAAACACAGUAACACCUCUGACAUCGCCUAAGGGUCUUUCUAUAAACUAGAGUACCAGUGAUGAUUUCCUGUGGUGGACAACUCACAGAUACAGCUGUUGAUAACUAGUAAUUGAUAUAAGAAACAUUCAAUAAAAUUCACAAGUUAAUUUAACCAACUCUGUUUAACCCUU